AUGGAGGAAUUAGCGCAGAUUAUGGUGUACAAGGAUUUGAUUCUUCAAAUGUCUAAAUUCAUAUAUGGUAGUUUGAGAAUUGAUAAAUGUACAGUAAACUUUAAAGAGUUUAAAAACUUUCGAGCUGUUGAAUUCAAGGCUUUUUACCAUGCAUUUUCUCUUGGUGCUGUACAAUUCCUUACAACAAUUUAUUUAGAUAAUAGAUUAUCAGAUGAGAGAAAGGAACUAUAUAGAGACUUUAUAGGAAUAAUUAAAGAUUUUGAAAAUAUUCUUUCUUUUAUUAAUGGAAAAGAUUUGAAAGUUGGAAAUGAGGAAGAAAUGUCAGAGUUGGAGAGAUUAAUAUAUAUUCAUCAGUUAAACUACUUUUUAAUGUUAGAAAGAUUAGUAGAUAAUAAGAUUAUCAAUCGUGUGUUAAGCAAAUCCAAACAAACUAACAACUAUGAGGAAAGUAGCGACGAUGAUGAAGCUACGGAAUCAACAACAACACUUCAAUCCAAAUCUGACAACUAUGAUGAAAGUAGCGACGAUGAUGAAGCUACGGAAUCAACAACAACACCUCAAUCCAAAUCUGACGACUAUGAUGAAAGUAGCGACGAUGAUGAAGCUACUGAAUCAACAACUGCACCUACAACAACUGCUACAACUUCAACUACAACAACAACAACAACAACAACAACUGCACCUACUACAACUUCAACAACAACAACAACAACAACAACAACAACAUCAACAUCUAAUACACUUACUCGAAGUCUUAAAAAUGUGAAAAUAUGUUCAAAUCAUUUCAAUCCCGAGAAAUUUUUCAUUAUUUUUUUAAUUGGACGAUUAAACUUUAUAAUUAAUGGAGAAACAGAAGAUUAUUUUGUGGAAGAAAUAAAUAAUAAUAUUGUAGUUUAUGUAUAUGCUAAAACUUUUAAAACAAAUAACAAAAUUCCUCAGCAAACAUUAGACCACAUUACUCAACAAACAAAUAUAAUUUUUGAUCAAAGCAAAGCUCAACAUAUUAAAUCAUUUCAAUUAAAUAAUGAUAUAUAUUCGUGCUAUAAAUCCAAACCAUCAAUUAAAUAUUUAAAUAAUAAUAAUAAAAAUAUUAGAUAUGGAAUUAUUAAAAAUAUUUUUUUAAUAAGAAACAACGAUUUUGAACAAAAAUUGUUAAUAGAGGUACAGCCAUAUAUACCUAAAAGCAAUAGAUUUUUAUUAAAAGAAAUAGAUGAUGUAUUAGGCAAAGGUGACAAAGCAAUGCGUGAAAAACUAAAAAAACUACUAGAAUAUAAUACACCUUUUUAUGUUGAUGAAAAUAGUCCAACAGAAAUUAUAAAUGUUGAGCAAUUACAAUAUAAAGUAGAUAUACAAAAUCAAUAA
Messenger RNA from Heterostelium album PN500, 1362 nucleotides. RefSeq lists its product as uncharacterized. The transcript is spliced from 5 exons. The coding region runs from base 1 to 1362 and encodes 453 amino acids. The record is from RefSeq and is a predicted model, not a curated record. NCBI's taxonomy places the organism in Eukaryota, Evosea, Eumycetozoa, Acytosteliales, Acytosteliaceae.